AAGCGAGAUAGAUGCAGUGUUCAUAUGCUAGUCGGAACUAGGAAACUCGGAAAUGUCCGACUUGCUAUUUAUUUGAACGCGGCACGUGUAUAACUACAACCAGUUAGCAAGUCGGACAUUUCCAAGUUUCCUAGUUCCGACAAGCAUGUGAACGCGGCAUAAUAGCCCAUCCGCCAUUGUGGAAUAGAGUAAAGGAUAUUCCAAUCUGGCAGUUUCAGAGUAAGUGAUACAUUGUAACCGAACGUCAACUAGAUCGGAAACAUUUAAUACCACAGACAGAUACAAAGUCGCGAUCCUCGGCGCUCGAGAAAAUAUUGUAGGGAAAGAUCUGACGACUGGAGAAAAACACCGCCUCUACAUACAGAGAUUGGAUAACCCGAGACGAGCUGAGAAAAAUACCGGAGUGCAGAAGCAGUAGAAACCGUGGACAGUCGCAAACAGAAAUCCGUUUCGGCUCCUGGAGGAUGUCUGCAACCACAGUCGAUCAGAGACCCAAAGGACAAGGAAAUAAAGUACAAAACGGAUCAAUGCAUCAGAAGGAUGGAGUAAACGAUGAAGACUUUGAACCUUACCUAAGCAGCCAGACAAAUCAGAAUAACAGCUACCCACCAAUGUCCGACCCCUACAUGCCCAGCUACUAUGCUCCCUCCAUAGGCUUCCCUUACUCCCUGGGAGAGGCGCCCUGGUCCACUGCGGGGGACCCCCCCAUGCCCUACCUGACCACCUAUGGACAGAUGAGCAAUGGCGAGCACCACUUUAUCCCUGACGGGGUGUUCAGCCAGCCGGGCGCCCUGGGCAACACCCCUCCCUUCCUCAGCCAGCACGGCUUCAACUUCUUCCCUGGAAACGCAGACUAUUCCACCUGGGGCACCAGUGUCUCUCAGGGCCAGUCCACACAGAGCAAUGCCUAUAGUAAUAGUUAUGGUUACACCCCUAGUUCCCUGGGGAGGGCUAUAACUGAUGGACAGGCGGGCUUCAGCAGUGACGCCCAGCUCAGUAAGGUCCCGGUGCUGAGCAGCAUUGAGCAGGGCAUGACUGGGUUAAAACUGGGAACGGACAUGGGCGCCGCAGUCACCAAGACUGUCGGCUCACCCCUCGGGGGCAUGAGUAGCAUGGCGGCCAAUAGCAUGCCACCGUUGGUUAGUUCCUCAGCCCCCAAACCCACGUCCUGGGCGGCCAUCGCCAGGAAGCCGGCCAAGCCCCAGCCCAAGGUCAAGCCCAAAGCCAACAUGGGGAUGGGGGGCCCUACCAUUCCCCCGCCGCCCAUCAAGCACAACAUGAACAUUGGCACCUGGGACGAUAAGGGCUCCCUCAACAAGCCCCCCUUAGCUCAGACCAUGAUGCCCCCUCAGACCAUGGUGCAGCAGACCCUGAUGGGCCAGCCCCUGCUGCAGAGCCCUCUGCCCCACCAACAUCAGCCCCAACAUCAGCCCCAACACCAGCACCAACACCAGCAGCACCACCAACCCUUUCAGCUGCAGUCGCUCCAGUCCCCCCAACACCCCCAGCAGAUUCCCCCAGGCCCCCCACACCCCCACCAACACCCCCACCCCCACCAGAACUUUUCCUCCCAGCCCGGACCCCCCCAACCCAUGCAUCAACACCAACACUCCCAGCUCCCACCCCAGAACCGCUGGGUGGCUCCUCGGAACAGGGGCACCUUCAACCAGGGAGGGGCGGAAGGCUUUGGGAUGGGUGUUGGUGUUGGUGGGGUCCCCCUCAGUGCCUCUCCCUGCUCCGGGGAGGUGCACCCCGUGUUAGAGAAACUGCGGGCCCUCAACAACUACAACCCCAAAGACUUUGAGUGGAACCUGAAGAACGGCCGUGUGUUCAUCAUCAAGAGCUACUCCGAGGACGACAUCCACCGCUCCAUCAAGUACUCCAUCUGGUGCAGCACCGAGCACGGCAACAAGCGCCUGGACGGGGCCUACCGCUCGCUGGGGGCCAAGGGGCCCCUCUACCUGCUGUUCAGCGUCAACGGCAGUGGUCAUUUCUGCGGCAUGGCGGAGAUGCGCUCGCCUGUGGAUUACAACUCCUACGCAGGCGUUUGGUCUCAGGACAAGUGGAAGGGCAAGUUUGAGGUGAAGUGGGCGUUUGUGAAGGACGUGCCCAACAACCAGUUGAGGCACAUCAGGCUGGAGAACAAUGACAACAAGCCCGUCACCAACUCCAGGGACACUCAGGAGGUGCCUCUGGAGAAGGCCAAGCAAGUGCUUAAAAUUAUCGCAACUUUCAAGCAUACCACCUCAAUCUUUGAUGACUUUGCACAUUAUGAGAACCGCCAGGAGGAGGAAGAGGCCCUGCGGAGGGAGCGGAAUAGAAAUCAACAGUAACCAUACAGAGAUCUCCCUGCUAGAAGGCAAACACUAAUGACAUAGGACCUUUAAAUAAUUAGCCUAACCACACGGAAACUAAGGGUUUUGCCAUCUUUUCUGCUGAAGACAACAACGACAUCGUAUCUCGUGACGUGAACACGACGACGGACUCGCCUGUAUCAGUUCUCUGGUGAUGUACCCCAGUGUUCCUGUCUGGGGGGAAAAGGAAAGAACUCACUUUAAACUCUUCUAAAACAGCCUCUACCAAUACCCUGAACUCUCCAAUAACUCUCUGAAAGCACUUUCAGUCCUUCUAAAACAGCCUCUACCAAUACCCUGAACUCUCCAAUAACUCUCUUAAAGCACUUUCAGUCCUUCUAAAACAGCCUCUACCAAUACCCUGAACUCUCCAAUAACUCUCUGAAAGCACUUUCAGUCCUUCUAAAACAGCCUCUACCAAUACCCUGAACUCUCCAAUAACUCUCUUAAAGCACUUUCAGUCCUUCUAAAACAGCCUCUACCAAUACCCUGAACUCUCCAAUAACUCUCUUAAAGCACUUUCAGUCCUUCUAAAACAGCCUCUACCAAUACCCUGAACUCUCCAAUAACUCUCUUAAAGCACUUUCAGUCCUUCUAAAACAGCCUCUACCAAUACCCUGAACUCUCCAAUAACUCUCUGAAAGCACUUUCAGUCCUUCUAAAACAGCCUCUACCAAUACCCUGAACUCUCCAAUAACUCUCUGAAAGCACUUUCAGUCCUUCUAAAACAGCCUCUACCAAUACCCUGAACUCUCCAAUAACUCUCUGAAAGCACUUUCUCUCUGGACUUCUGUUUGUUAUAACUAACUGACUAACCAGUGUAGUUGCUUUUUCUGAGGCUUUCACCAGAUUAUUUGUCGUUUUUUGUUAAGUUUUUAAUACCUCCCAAAUUUUGGGGAAGAAAAAUGUAGUUCCCCUCCCCCCAUGAACUUCAGCACCUUCAGACAAGAUUAAAAAAGGUAUAAUGUGUAACAAAAUCAUUUACUUGAAUCUGCACUCGGCUUGUGAUUGAUUGACAGGUGAGAGAAAUGACAGGACACGCCCCAAAAUAAUGCCAAUCAUUAGACGAACCCGGCCCUUACUCCCGCCCCUUUAUUUCUGCAUCUGUUUCUGUGUAUCAAACGAUGAGAUGGAUGAUGUAGUGAGCUGGGUGAACGGCAGUUAUUACACAUGUUUGUUUAAUUUCUCAUGAUUAUUAUGUAACUCUGAAGUGCAUUUGUCUGAGGAGAAAUCUGCUCUGCGGUAACAGUCGCCUUGGUAGCUGUCGGUAACUUGUCUUUUAUUCUGUUGUUAAUGUACUGUACCGUACCUCAGGCUAAAGCUGGGGCCUGUUCAGGAGGCUUCAAUGUUACACAACAUUUAGAUAGCAAAUGCAUUGUGUAGAGUAGAGAGGAUUCUCUGUUAUGUUGGGAAUCAGGGAAUCUUGUCAGCUCUAUACAUUCUGUUUCCAUCUGCAAUGUUGGGUAAUAUUUCACCUCACUGAGCAGGCCCCAGGCUCUCUGUCUCUGAAGAACUCUAUAACGCUUUUGGGAUGACCCUCCUCCCCUGGCGUUCCUGGCUCCAGGUAGAAGUUACCAUUAACCACAGAUCUGGGAUCAGAUACUUCACCCCACACCCUAACCUAAACCAUGAGGGGGAUGAAAGAUAUAUCUGAUCAUAGAUCAGUGGUUAGGAGUGACUUCAGCCUACUGCCCAUUUGCUGCUUGGUGUAACAGAGGUUUCCUGAAAGCUGAACAUCACCAAGGAAGUGAGCAUUUUCUCCUCAAGGUGUCUCGCUAGCGAAAAUAAACAUUACCCAUGUUUAGUGAAACAAAUGCUUCUGAGUUGUUACUUCCCGGGAAUUGAACAUAACAUAACAUAACAUUGUGCUUGGAGCUCUGCUGAAUGGGUAUACACUGGAAGUUAGACCUGAGACACAGUUGAGACUCACCUUCUCUUGUUCAAAACUGACCCCAAAUCAAGUGAAAUGCAUGAAGGGUUAAAACACUAGUACCCACUGUGUCAUCCAUUUGUUGUUUCUGCAAAUGAUCCUAUAAUAUAACAGCUUUUAGUGCUAUCUGGUAUCCUUGGGAUGUCCCUAGCCUAAAUCCUUAACCCUUACCUAACCUUAACCCUUACCGAACCUUAACCCUUACCUAACCUUAACCCUUACCUAACCUUAACCCUUACCUAAACUUAACCCUUACCUAACCUUAACCCUUACCUAACCUUAACCCUUACCUUACCUAACCUUAACCCUUACCUAACCUUAACCCUUACCUAACCUUAACCCUUACCUAACCUUAACCCUUACCUAACCUUAACCCUUACCUAACCUUAACCCUUACCUUACCUAACCUUAACCCUUACCUUACCUUAACCCUUACCUAACCUUAACCCUUACCUAACCUUACCUAACCUUAACCCUUACCUAACCUUAACCCUUACCUUACCUAACCUUAACCCUUACCUAACCUUAACCCUUACCUAACCUUAACCCUUACCUAACCUUAACCUUUACCUAACCUUAACCCUUACCUUACCUAACCUUAACCUUAACCCUUACCUAACCUUAACCCUUACCUAACCUUAACCCUUACCUUACCUAACCUUAACCCUUACCUAACCUUAACCCUUACCUAACCCUUACCUUACCUUACCUAACCUUAACCCUUACCUAACCUUAACCCUUACCUAACCUUAACCCUUACCUAACCUUAACCCUUACCUUACCUAACCUUAACCCUUACCUUACCUAACCUUAACCCUUACCUAACCUUAACCCUUACCUUACCUAACCUUAACCCUUACCUAACCUUAACCCUUACCUUACCUAACCUUAACCCUUACCUUACCUUAACCCUUACCUAACCUUAACCCUUACCUAACCUUACCUAACCUUAACCCUUACCUAACCUUAACCCUUACCUUACCUAACCUUAACCCUUACCUAACCUUAACCCUUACCUAACCUUAACCCUUACCUAACCUUAACCUUUACCUAACCUUAACCCUUACCUUACCUAACCUUAACCCUUACCUAACCUUAACCCUUACCUAACCUUAACCCUUACCUUACCUAACCUUAACCCUUACCUAACCUUAACCCUUACCUAACCUUAACCCUUACCUAACCUUAACCCUUACCUUACCUAACCUUAACCCUUACCUAACCUUAACCCUUACCUAACCUUAACCCUUACCUUACCUAACCUUAACCCUUACCUAACCUUAACCCUUACCUUACCUAACCUUAACCUUUACCUUACCUAACCUUAACCCUUACCUAACCUUAACCCUUACCUAACCUUAACCUUUACCUAACCUUAACCCUUACCUUACCUAACCUUAACCCUUACCUAACCGUAACCCUUACCUAACCUUAACCUAACCUUAACCCUUACCUAACCUUAACCCUUACCUAACCUUAACCCUUACCUAACCGUAACCCUUACCUAACCUUAAACCUAACCUUAACCCUUACCUAACCUUAACCCUUACCUAACCUUAACCCUUACCUUACCUAACCUUAACCCUUACCUAACCUUAACCCUUACCUAACCUUAACCCUUACCUAACCUUAACCUUUACCUAACCUUAACCCUUACCUUACCUAACCUUAACCCUUACCCUUACCUAACCGUAACCCUUACCUAACCUUAACCUAACCUUAACCCUUACCUAACCUUAACCCUUACCUAACCUUAACCCUUACCUAACCUUAACCCUUACCUAACCGUAACCCUUACCUAACCUUAAACCUAACCUUAACCCUUACCUAACCUUAACCCUUACCUAACCUUAACCCUUACCUAACCUUAACCCUUACCUUACCUAACCUUAACCCUUACCUUACCUAACCUUAACCCUUACCUAACCUUAACCCUUACCUAACCUUAACCCUUACCUAACCUUAACCUUAACCUUUACCUAACCUUAACCCUUACCUAACCUUACCUAACCUUAACCCUUACCUAACCUUAACCCUUACCUAACCUUAACCCUUACCUAACCUUAACCCUUACCUAACCUUAACCUUUACCUAACCUUAACCCUAACCUUACCUAACCUUAACCCUUACCUAACCUUAACCCUUACCUAACCUUAACCCUUACCUAACCUUAACCCUUACCUAACCUUAACCCUUACCUAACCUUAACCCUUACCUUACCUUAACCCUUACCUUAGCCAUUUUACAUUUCAACUUCAAUGGGGCAACGUCAGAGUUGCACAUCCCAAGGAUCCACUUUUCCCAGCUUUUUAACUUUCACUAAUAUAAAAUGCCCACAAUUGACACGUCAUAAGCUGUGUCCCAAUAGCAUGGCUUCUUCCACUCUCCUUCAUCAUGACUGAUACUGCAGGCGAAACCACUUGACGUCUUCAUUCGCUGUUCUUGAAUAUGAGUAUAGUCCUGAAUGUCAGGAGAAGUGCAGUAUUUUAGUCUAUGAGGACAUACUUUAGCUAUGACUAUGCUAGAUAACAGCCCUCCUAUCCUACUUAAAGCCAUGAUCUGCUCUGUGUGUCUGUCUGAUGACAUCUGUAAGUAAUAGACUGUAAUUACACACCAAGGCAUUUCCUGUUUCUGUUCUAUAAAGGCUCUUUUCCAUUGAU
Molecule: messenger RNA, 6944 nt
Organism: Oncorhynchus masou masou (cherry salmon)
Lineage: Eukaryota; Metazoa; Chordata; Actinopteri; Salmoniformes; Salmonidae
Product: YTH domain-containing family protein 3-like
Exons: 5
Coding region: 465-2333 (622 amino acids)
Biological process (GO): mRNA destabilization
Cellular component (GO): cytoplasm
Molecular function (GO): mRNA binding; N6-methyladenosine-containing RNA reader activity
Source: RefSeq, a predicted model, not a curated record